AUGCUCACCUCGGAGCCUACCCUCAAACGCUCCUCCUCGUCGCUCUCAGCCCAGAAAAAUGGCCCAGAUGCUAAGCGCCUAAAGCGCCCCUACCAUCAUCACCACCGUCUACAGAAUCCCGUCAACCCAGCCAUCCCGGAACCCGCGAUCUCAGAUGCCUCCUCGGUCGACCAUUUGAUGAAACGCUCUAUCGGGCAGUCUCUACGACAAUCUGGAUUCGACCUGGCUGAUCCGGUUGCGCUGGAUGGAUUCCACAAUGCCGCGGAAGAAUAUCUUCUCAAGUUCGCCUCAUAUAUCCGUCAGUCGAUGCUAUCGAGCCGUCGCAUCCAGCCUAUACCCCAAGACUUCGAACAUGCGUUGAAAAGACAUUCCCUGCGCCUGGACGACCUCAUCCCGCACACUAAGCCUCCCCCGACCUCUGAGCCGAUUCCUACACUCCUACCCAGUCCUCCGCCGGAAGACGACUCCUUCAAAACCCUGCCCUCUCUCGGACCCCAGCUGAGCGGCGAAGACGACCGAGUGCGAAGCGCACACAUCCCGAAACAUUUCCCGGAAUUCCCGAGUAAACAUACCUACCGGCACACGCCCGUCUUUACAGAAAGAGAACAAGAUGCGCGGAAGAUCCGCGAGCGCGCGACGGAGGACGGUCGGCACGGAGAAGAAGCCCUGCGCAAGCUGGCUCGCGCAGCGUUCAAGGACAAUCAACUUGGAGCGGCCGGUCGCGACAAGAAAGCAUGGGGCAAGAGAACGGAGAGCAUGGAUAGUAUGUUUGAAAAGACGAUCAAGGCCAUGUUGAAGAAGACGCCCAAGGGCCUGCCCGCGCCGGGAGCCUCAGGGCCCAUGGAAAUCGACUCCGGGGCUGCCGCCGAUGCAGAUGUCAAAUCGGCUCGGAACAAGACGGCUCUCAGCAUCGAGCUGCCACCGAUCAUCAACUGCGAACGAGAUCUUUGGCGCAAGUCGACGGGAUCGCGGGAUCGCAGACCAGAGGAGAAGACCCCCGGGUCGAAGGACAAUCCGAAUUUACCCCGAGUGGAGAACUGGGUGAGCACAUAA
Aspergillus melleus is the source of this 1053-nucleotide messenger RNA. Its product is annotated as TBP-associated factor 8 family protein. The coding region runs from base 1 to 1053 and encodes 350 amino acids. Lineage: Eukaryota; Fungi; Ascomycota; Eurotiomycetes; Eurotiales; Aspergillaceae. Gene Ontology annotation, biological process: transcription initiation at RNA polymerase II promoter. The record is from RefSeq and is a predicted model, not a curated record. The transcript is spliced from 2 exons. Gene Ontology annotation, cellular component: transcription factor TFIID complex. Gene Ontology annotation, molecular function: protein heterodimerization activity.